GAGAUCAAUAGGGACCACUCGAGCGUUGCCCAUGCCAGCUCCCGCACCCGCGCCGCAGCCGCCUUCCACUCCGCGUCGCCGUCGCCGUCCGUAACAGAACGCAUCCCCGAGCCCGACGCAAACGCAACAACACGUAUCCUCCGCAUCUCAGUGUCCUCCCGAGCGCCCCGUGUCCGCAAUCAAGAUGAAGUGGUGGAAUUUCAUAUUUGCCGUGUUAGUGAUCUCAAUCGCGUCCGCUCUCGCAGAAAUCUACGAAGAGACAGAACACGAAGUCCUCGUCAGGAAUGUACGAGGAGUCAAAGAAGAAAAAGGCAAAGUAGAGUCAUGUCGUUACGAGAAGGGAUCCUGGUCGGAGUGCGACCCCAAGACCAACGUUAAGACGAGGACGUUGACCUUGAAGAAGGGAGAUCAGCCCACUUGCGAGCCCACCAAAACCGUCGAGAAAGAAUGCAAAAAAUCAGCUUGCCGAUACGAAAAAGGCACCUGGUCAGCGUGUGAUCCUCAGACCAACGAAAUGGCUCGAACAGACACAUUAAAGACCCCCGCCAGUGAGAGCUGCGACAAGAGCAAACGAAUCACAAAGAAGUGUAAGAACAAGGCACAACGAAAAAACAAGGGAAACAAAGGCCAAAGACGCAACAGACAAUAAGGAGGCCUGAAGGAGUGCUCGUUUUAACUUUCCAUAAUUGAUGAUUAUUUGCAGUAGCAGUAAUUGAAUGUUCCGUUUUUUUUUAUAACUUAAUAAACGUUUUCAUUAAAAUCUAUGCGUGUUACUAGUACUAUAAUUUUUUUUCUAUUGAAAAUCUUAUUUCUGAGUUUUUAUCAGAAUUAUGUGUCUGCAUUUUAGAGAAAGAUUCAAUUUCUUUGCAAAUUUAAGUAAAAUGGAGGAGUAGAAGAGAGAAAGGGGGAAAAGGUAAGGGAUAGAGAUGAGUUCUGAGUAAUUACGGAAACAGCAAUAGAAAAAACUACGAUUGAAGCAUGGAUUUAAGCCAGAUGUGUUGGAAAACACACAUAAGAAAAUAAAUUAAUUGAUGUUUCUCGAUAAUUUAACUUGGCUGUUGUCCAGAAUGAUGGUUUCAAACUUCAUUUAAAAAGGCGUAAUUCACUGGCGAAAAAAUUUAGAUUCAAAUCGACUGUGUGAUUUUUGAAUAGUAUGUAUUAUUGAAAUUAUUACGUCUGUCUUCUUUCACAUUUCGUAAUGGUUCAGAAAUGGAUAAUUUUUCCAUGACUAAGGAGCUCUCUGUAUGAUAAUCAGGUUCAAAGCAUAUCAUUAAAGAAAGAUCUUUCUCUGAUAUUACUUUUAAUAACUAACACUGUCCUUGUACAUUUAUUUUAGGCUAAGUUAUAAUCUUUAUAAGUAAGAUUGGGUACUUUCCUUUUACUCAUUAUAACGAAUCUCACAAUAGGCACACUUCCAUUUUUUGUAGCCUUCCUCUCUCUGUUUAUAUAUAGGACUAGUUUUCACUUUGAGUGAUCUGUUAGAUGAGUGCUACCUAGUUUGCUGAAAUAUUGCGCUGUUGCAUUAUUGAUGGAUGGAUAAAGACUUCAGGACUCAAGUACAUGCAUUUUCCUGAAAGAAAAUUAGCCCUUGAUGUGAAAUUCCUUAUAUCUUCUUCCUCUGUUUUAACUUUAGGCAAACUUUUCUUUGAAGUUCAUUUUGAGUUACUUGAUAUGUUUGAUUCUAAUCCAAUAGAAAAUAUUCAAGAGACUGGUAAGGUACCACUGAGCAUAAAAAAUUUGCAUUUUUAGAGAGAAAAACAAACAAAUGUACUACGUUUCUAAAUUGGGAAGGUUGGGGCCAGAGGAACUUGAUGGCAUUACAAAGUUACAAAGUUUCAACUGAAAAUUUUCAAGAAUUUUCUCCUGUAUUUGAGCAAUAUCCCCUGACAUUGUUCAUCCACAAAAAUCACCCAUCAAUGUGUGUUCAGGUAAAACUUCACAAUUUUGCGAUGCAAUUAAGCUCAUCUGGCUUUGACCGCUCAUAUUUCCAACAGAUAGACGAUCUGAUGUGAGAAAGUUCAAUCUUGUAUGAAUGAUGAAGUUGUCACUAUAACAGAAUGUCAUAUGUACUUAACAAUACUUGUUUUUUAAGCCUGUCAAAAAGCGACCUCAAUUAUUAGAACAACUCUUAAACUUUAAUUCUUCCGAUACAAUUCCCGAGUUUUCUUCCUUAACAAGGAGAAGAUGAAUCGUUUUCCUAGGAGAGCUGUUUGCGAAUGGUGAAAUUUCUAUUCUUGUGUUAAAUUUAGUAUCAAAAGCUGAAAAGGAAAAAAAUUGAAAUAUUUCUCACAUCAGACUUGAUUGGUGUUGAUUAAUAUUGUAAUUCACAAGUUUUUAAUCGCAUAAUCCGUUCAAAUUUUUUUGCACUAUUUAACCUUUUCCACAGUUCUAUGAAGAGCGACAAAGUAAAAGCAUCAUUUUCAAUACCUCAGAGGGGACGAAAAAUUAAGCUGAAAUAGACCAAAACUGCCUGCAAAGGAUCAAAUUUCCAAAA
Molecule: messenger RNA, 2494 nt
Organism: Bemisia tabaci
Lineage: Eukaryota; Metazoa; Arthropoda; Insecta; Hemiptera; Aleyrodidae
Source: RefSeq, a predicted model, not a curated record